This is a messenger RNA of Lachancea lanzarotensis, 492 nucleotides long. It is a transcript of the gene JJJ3, whose product is annotated as LALA0S11e02762g1_1. Gene Ontology annotation, molecular function: ATPase activator activity; ferrous iron binding. The record is from RefSeq and is a predicted model, not a curated record. The coding region runs from base 1 to 492 and encodes 163 amino acids. Gene Ontology annotation, biological process: positive regulation of ATP-dependent activity. NCBI's taxonomy places the organism in Eukaryota, Fungi, Ascomycota, Saccharomycetes, Saccharomycetales, Saccharomycetaceae. The transcript has a single exon.
AUGGUUCUACAGGCUUCACACUACGAAAUCCUCGGUUUAGAAGCAAAAUGCGACAUAUCCGAGGUUAAAAGGGCAUAUAGAGAGAAACUUUUGAGCUCCCAUCCAGAUAAAAAUCAAGAUCGUAAGCAGAGCCCGCAAAUAGGCGAUGGUGUUUCUAUCGAAAAGAUUAAACAGGCAUAUCGAGUACUUUCUGAGCCGGAGAAAAGAAAGCGAUACGAUUUGCUGUUGGCUGAAUCGUAUAAGAAACAUGGAUUCCAUAACACCGGAGAAGGUCUCGAUUCCUUCUCUCUGGACGAUUUUGAUUAUUCCACCGAUAGCGAAGAUUUCAGCAUGGACUGUCCGCGAUGUCAGGCUAAGAAAGGUUUCGAGCUGACAGAAGACAUGCUCGAACAAAAUGCAAUAGAAAGUCCAAAUGGAGGAUACCUCAUCGUAGUGCAGUGCAGUGCGUGCAGUCUAUGGCUCCAGGUCACAUAUGAUGUCGUUGAAGACUAA